This is a messenger RNA of Juglans microcarpa x Juglans regia, 585 nucleotides long. RefSeq lists its product as uncharacterized. Gene Ontology annotation, molecular function: RNA-DNA hybrid ribonuclease activity; nucleic acid binding. The transcript has a single exon. The coding region runs from base 1 to 585 and encodes 194 amino acids. Lineage: Eukaryota; Viridiplantae; Streptophyta; Magnoliopsida; Fagales; Juglandaceae. The record is from RefSeq and is a predicted model, not a curated record.
AUGGUCAUACCUACUCUACAAGCUACAGAAAAUGCCAUGUCCACCCACAAGGCUCACUUGCAGGUUCUUGCUCCUCAAGGACCUAGGAGAGCUUGUCGAUGGGUGCCUCCUGAACAUGGAAUUCUAAAGCUAAAUGUGGACGGGGCUGUGUUUGCAAACCAGAGGAGUGCAGGAGUGGGUCUUAUUCUCAGAAAUGCAAAGGCUAAAAUCAUCUUCUUGGCUAGUAAAAAGGAAAACAAAGUAAAUGACCCAAUUGAAAUAGAGAUGCUAGCAAUUUUGAGAGGUCUCCAGUUUUGCUUUCCCCUUGGAAUUUCACACUUGGUUAUUGAAAGUGACUCCUUUCUUAUGAUGAAUGAAGUGGAAAGUGAAAAUACAUCAAGAUCUCUCCACGACAAUCUGGUGCAGCAGAUUAAACAACUAAUGUUGAGAUUUCCUAUUUGCUCUAUUCAACACAAUAGCCAUUUAGGCAAUGGUGUAGCUCAUGGGUUGGCUAAAUUUGCAUGGAAUAUAGAUGAUUUGAUAACUUGGUGGGGCUCUUAUCCCAAACGUAUUGCCCAAGUUAUUUGGUCAGAUUCUAUGUUGUAA